Messenger RNA from Acanthaster planci (crown-of-thorns starfish), 3287 nucleotides. RefSeq lists its product as uncharacterized. The record is from RefSeq and is a predicted model, not a curated record. Lineage: Eukaryota; Metazoa; Echinodermata; Asteroidea; Valvatida; Acanthasteridae.
CCAGGUCUGAAGUACACCUGUCUACGCGCGAACCGUUAUCAGAUAGUUUGUGAGAUCUUUGAUCCCAAAUUGGCUCAGUGACAACGUCGAUCAUACAUUAAUUUCGUAAUGCCAUUAGGCAAAUCUGAACAGACCCGUGGUGCUUCGUUUCCUCCUAGUCACGUAAACAGAACUAUCUAGAAGCCCAGAGGCAAGCGGGAUAAUCUCCAUGUUCAAGUCCAAUGUUCUUUCUAACGACAUCCAUAUACGUACGUACGUACGUGCCAUCAUUGGUUAUUGUUAUGACCGGUGUUGAAUUGUCGUUAGGAAAGCCCCGCGACAUAGCUGAAUGCGCUUCACAUGGGACAAACACAUGCUGCAUUGGGAAUCAACACGUCGGCUUAUUUUGGAUUUUUGCCCUGUCUGACGUUAGCACUGACGUUUUGCUGUACAUACUUCCCGCACAGAAUGUCAUGGCUGACAAGAGCCGAAUCAUAGAAUCCUUGGGCUGCCACCUCAGCUGGCCCGAGCUUCAACCCUAUGUGGCAGACAAGGAGACCCUUCGGCGAGAGGAGGGCAUCCUUGCCAAGGAGGCAUGGGACUUCAACGACCGCCCGACCUACUACACGGCCGUCCGCAACAUGCAGGGCUUCAUAGCCUAUCACCUUGACAAAUAUGAAGACGCCCUGGGGUUCUUCCUCGAUGUUUUGGACAAGGACGAGAACAACAUUAAUGCCCUGGGAAAUCUGGCCUUCAUCCACAAACAGUUGUUUGAAAUGGAGGACUACAGAAAGUACCACGACAGGCUCACCCAGAUUUUGACGAAAACAUGCACGGGCGAGAGAGCCAUGGCCUAUGCGGAUAAGGCCCAUGCUAUCCGUUAUCUCGAGCACAAGCUGAACUUUCAGUACAUGAGGUUCAUCAAGAAGGCUGUGGUAAUCGGGAGGAAUUGUGACAGCUCCAAACGAGCAGAAUGGCUCUUCGACUAUGCGCUGGCUUUAUACAAGAGAGACUAUCAGAUGUUGUAUCUUAGGGAACUUGCGAGCCAAACUUCCUUCGUGCCGGAGCAUUCCGACUGGUACUCCGAUGAUAGGAUCUUGCAGGGCUUCAAGGAAGCCUGCCGUGUUUUCUUAGAGGUUGCACGCACCACCACUUCCAGGGAUUACGAAGCUUUAUCUUGGUUGUUUUUGGGAAUACUUGUCAACCACGACUCAGAACAUAGAAGCAUCGCCGAGGCAUUCCCCGAUAAUCUGGACCUUCAUGAUCUCACAGCAGUGCGGUGCUUUGAAAAGUGCCUGAAGAUGCAUCCAGAGCAUAUUAUGAUUACCCGUAGGGUUGGUUAUGAAUAUGUCAAGAUCGGACGUUUUGAGCAAGGCAGAUUGUUGUUAGAGAAAUCACUCCGGAAAAGUCAGUCCCAUGUUGUUUAUCGCUAUCGAGCCUACAUGUUCUUGGCCAUGUACGAAAAAGCGGACACGGACGUCAAACAAACAGAAGAGGCGAGAGGAUGGCUUCAGGAGGCCACGGCAAGUUUCAAUUUUGCUCUCAAAUUGAGGACAUACUCCGCAGAUUACGCCGGUCUAGGAUACGCUUUUUUUCUGCUUGGGAGCAUCAACAAGGCCAUACAAAAGUAUUCUCAAGCGAUCCGAGGUGAACAUGAUCAUUUCUUUGACCCUGUGCAGACUCACCAGCGAUGGGCCGAGUGUCUGGAGUUGACAGACCAGUCAGAAGGAAGUCGGCUACAACUAGAGAAAGCUGAGCAGGUUCGGAGGGAGAUCUUAAACACGGCUCUCGUAGACGGCCAUUCGGAUUACUUCAACGAUGACUUCGACCACUACAGCACCGAAGUGAAACCAGACUACGUCAGGAUUCUCCUGGCUCACCACUUCGUUACGAUUUCAGGGUCUCCACACCCGUCUGAACAGAUGCACAGGGGAAUCCAGAAGUACCACUACGAUUUCUUCGUGUGGUACGCAGAAAGAGACAGUCAAUGGGCCGAGGCGUUCGUAGACAAGUUGGAGUCCGCUGAGUACGGGCUCCGGGGUUGUACGCAAUCACGAGAUAGCAAAGGCGGAGUGGAUGUGUUCGACCAGUUCCUCCACUGUUUGAGGAACAGCCACAGGUUUGUAAUCAUCCUCACGCCCCACCCCCACCCUCUCGACGGUGCGGACCCAGAAAGCGACGGGUGGGAGUCGUACGCCAUCAGCCAAGGACUAAUGGAGGACAUCGCAAACAGAGGCGGUCAUGGGGAGUAUAUAGUGCCGAUUAAACUGAAGGACUGCCCCUUGCCAGUCAAACUUCAGGCGGUGCAGACAGUCAUAAAGUGCAAAGAGGGUCAGUUUUCGAGGGGUGACUUUGACGUACUGGUGCGAGAACUCAUUCAAAAUGCGUAGCUUUCGGGCAUUCUCCAGAAACUCAACUAAACAUUUAGCACAACCUCCACUGAGGUCACAGUCUGGCCUAUUUUUACAUAUCUUAAUGGUCUCCAUUCUAAAAAUAAUGUAAUCAUUUUUACUUCCUGCAGAUCAUUGUUAUGCCUAAGAUUGAAAUUAUCUCGCCAUGUACAUGUACACCUAAAAGGGCCCUCAAAACUUUAACAGACUUUUCGUCUGAAGAGUCCAUGAUUUGAUAUUCUUCAGAGUAAUAAGCUUUCAAGCGAUCAAAAGUUUUUCUUCGAAGAAAAUCCGUCGAUGAACCGGAUGAACAAUUCUUUUAGUAAGAAAAUGUCACAGAAAUUUAUGUCGAAGACUCGAUGCUGUUGUGUGGAAGGAGGGGGUUUCCUCUUUGUUCAUUUUUUAAGAUAUUGCUUAGUGGUUACAGAUUAUAGUUAAUUAAACUAUGAUCGAGUUGGGAGACAAUGCACAUGACAUGUGAUCACUAUUGCAAUCACUAGCCACAGAUAUAAAAAUGUGCACUUUUCACAGGUACAUGUAUUAAUGAUUCGCGUUGAUGGGAGGCCAGUAAAGUAUAGGGGACUUCCACCCUUAGACCCCCCUCCCAAAAAAUAAAUAAAUAAAUAAAAUAACAGAAAGGAAAAUUGGGAAAAGGAAAAAGAAAGAAAGGCGAUGUAAGUUGGGGAAAAUGCAUUUCUUGACAAACCCCAAACUGAUGGUCAGAGGUUUCCAUUAACAUAUCACCCCUCCGCAGUUCAUUGCCGGUAUUAGAGAUUUUUGGAACCUUGUCCCUCUCUGGAAAAAAAGGCUGGGCUAGGCCCCUGAGUGUGUACACCGAUUGGUCUCCCAGCUUGUAAUAAUAAUUUCAGUCUGAACAAUUAUUAAAAGGUGUGUCAAGUCAACACUGUGCGAGCAUAA